AUGUUGGAACCAUUGAAGGCAACUGCUCAAGGGCUUGCGCUGACCGAGCAAGAGAUCGUCUUCAUCCCGUUUCUGCCGCAGCGCGAGCUGUUCGCACGGUACGCAUCGGCGCAUGUUUUUGUCUUCCCAAGUCUUCGCGAUGCGGGGGGCAACGUGGUCCAAGAGGCGUUGUCUGCAGGCGUUCCUGUGGUGUGCCUCAAGUUGGGUGGUCCUCCCAGCUUCGUGAAUGCGAGCUGUGGUGUGGUGGUGCCGGCGAGGGACGCGAAGGACGAGGCUGAGCUUGUCGACCGAAUCGCCGUCGCUAUCAAGUCUGUUACUGCCAGCACUGAGCACUGGCAACAUCUUCAUGAAGGUGCGCUGGUCCGUGCCGAGCAACUGACUUGGGAACGGCAGAUACGGCAUAUCCAAUCCGAGAUACGGCGUGUGUUGCGUCUCGGUUCUGCCACUGCCGGCGGCGGUACGGAGAGUGCAGGAUGA
This is a messenger RNA of Ostertagia ostertagi, 477 nucleotides long. The record is from the annotation of a GenBank genome assembly. NCBI's taxonomy places the organism in Eukaryota, Metazoa, Nematoda, Chromadorea, Rhabditida, Trichostrongylidae.